Laccaria bicolor S238N-H82 is the source of this 756-nucleotide messenger RNA. RefSeq lists its product as uncharacterized. NCBI's taxonomy places the organism in Eukaryota, Fungi, Basidiomycota, Agaricomycetes, Agaricales, Hydnangiaceae. The transcript has 4 exons. The record is from RefSeq and is a predicted model, not a curated record. Bases 1 to 756 code for a protein of 251 amino acids.
AUGGGCGAGACGCUGUCGGAAAUCCCUGAAUAUCUCAUCGAAUGGAUAAAGAAACAAAACGUAUUCUGGGUUGCGUCCGCGCCUUUAUCUGCUGAUGGUCAUGUCAACGUAUCUCCGAAGGGUAUUGAAGGCACUUUUCACAUCGUGAAUUCUCGACGUGUCUGGUACGAAGAUCUGUCAGGGUCGGGAGCCGAAACUAUAGCUCACAUUGGUGAAAAUGGGCGGGUAACCGUCUUGUUCAACGCUUUUGAUGGUCCCCCGAGGAUCGUCAGGCUAUACGGGAAAGGCACCAUUCACGAGAUUGGCAGUCAGGAAUACGAAUACCUCCUCCCCUCAUCCAUCCGCCAACCCGGUUCACGAGCCGUCAUAAUCAUCGACGUCUUCAAAGUUGGCACUGUUAAUCAGACGUGCGGAUGGGCAGUCCCAUUCUACGCCUUCCAAUCUCAUCGCUCCCAGCUCAUCGACUGGGCAGCCAAGAAAGAGCGCACGGAUCGCAUUUGUGGUGGUGGUUCGAGCGAGAAGGGUAUGAUGGCGUGGUGGAGGACGAGGAACGCGGAGAGCUUGGACGGGCUGCCUGCGCUUGCUUUGGCGCAACAAUCGUCUCCUCCGCCCAAGGUCCUCCUGCGGAGUCCGACGCAGACGCAGACAGGCUUGUUGUCCGGAUACGCUUUGGCUUUUAUGCUUGGUGUGGCAGUGGCUAGUUUGGUCCCAAUUCAUGCGGCGAAAAAUCCGCUACUAUCCAGUUUCCUUCGCUGA